UAGCCCAAACAAUCUUCCUUCCAACAGUUCGAAAAAAAUAAAAAAUAAAAACAAUAUUCCUUCGAACUCUCCGCCUCGUAUCUCUUAUAUAACCCGUCUCUCCGAACCUCGAAAUGUUCCUCUCCGUUAAAUCUAACGGUCAUGUCAACUAAAACCGUCGUCCCUCUCCGUCGCAGAUCUAACCCUCUCAACGGAAAACACACUAACGGCGUCUCCGUCGACGGCCAAAGUCGCCGCAUCGGAUCAGUUAAUAGCGAAAUGGAGAACAUUGUCAAGAAAACGGACAACGGCUACGCAAACGGCGGCGGAGGAGGAGGAGGGAGAAGCAAGGCGUCGUUUCUGACGUGGACGGCGCGUGACGCUGUGUACGUGGCGAGACACCAUUGGAUACCGUGUUUGUUCGCUGUCGGGGUUCUGUUCUUCACGGGCGUGGAGUACACGCUCCAGAUGAUUCCCGCGAGGUCUGAGCCGUUCGAUAUUGGUUUUGUGGCCACGCGCUCUCUUAAUCGCGUCUUGGCAUCUUCGCCGGAUCUUAACACCGUUUUAGCUGCUCUAAACACGGUGUUCGUAGGGAUGCAAACGACGUAUAUAGUAUGGACAUGGUUAAUGGAAGGAAGACCACGAGCUACCAUCUCGGCUUGCUUCAUGUUUACUUGUCGAGGCAUUCUCGGUUACUCUACUCAGCUCCCUCUUCCUCAGGAUUUUCUAGGAUCAGGAGUCGAUUUUCCGGUGGGAAACGUGUCAUUCUUCCUCUUUUACUCGGGUCACGUCGCUGGUUCAAUGAUAGCAUCAUUGGACAUGAGGAGAAUGAAGAGGUUUAGACUAGCGAUGCUUUUUGACAUCCUCAAUGUAUUACAAUCGAUCAGGCUGCUCGGGACUAGAGGUCACUACACGAUCGAUCUCGCUGUCGGAGUAGGCGCUGGGAUUCUCUUUGACUCAUUUGCCGGGAAAUACGAAGAGAUGAUGAGCAAGAGACACAAUUUAGGCAAUGGUUUUAGUUUGAUAUCGAAAGACUCUCUAGUCAAGUAAUUUUUGUUUUUCUUGUUAAAAUGUUUAGUUGAACAUAUUGAAUGUAGUUGAAGUCUAAUGAAUUAAAUUUAUUUUCUUUCAACUGA
Messenger RNA from Eutrema salsugineum, 1115 nucleotides. RefSeq names its product phosphatidylcholine:diacylglycerol cholinephosphotransferase 1. Gene Ontology annotation, molecular function: diacylglycerol cholinephosphotransferase activity. The transcript has 3 exons. Bases 142 to 1029 code for a protein of 295 amino acids. NCBI's taxonomy places the organism in Eukaryota, Viridiplantae, Streptophyta, Magnoliopsida, Brassicales, Brassicaceae. The record is from RefSeq and is a predicted model, not a curated record.